AUGACUCAGCAGCUCACUACAAUUCUCUGGUAUUUGUGGAUUAAAAACAAUAAGAUCUGAGAUUUAACCUUCUUGAUCAAAAACUGUUGCUACUAUCUCAACAAUAAUGAACUGAUGGAUAUAUCAGGUGCUCUGAAACACUUACGUGCAUUACAGGUUCUGUUGCUUCACGACAACCAGUUAAAAAAACUUGUCAAAACAGUGAAGGAAUUGAAAGGAAUGAUGAGCUUGCAGGCCCUAAACCUAUUCCAUAACCCUCUGCUGCAAGAUCCAGACUCCUGGUUUUAUGUGAUCUACUUCCUUCCUUCAGUACAGCUCCUAGGAGAGGAAGCAGUUGCACAAAGAGAAAGGGAGUCAGCGCUUCAUCUUUAUAACUGCAAAAGGUCUUGUCUUGUGCAAUCAAUAGCUUUUGGAAAGAGAGUAAAUACCCCCCUGGAGACUACAGUGGGAUCCAGCCGAUGCACUCAACCAGCCAGAAGACUGAUGAUGCCCUCGG
Messenger RNA from Antrostomus carolinensis (chuck-will's-widow), 496 nucleotides. It is a transcript of the gene LRRC72, whose product is annotated as leucine rich repeat containing 72. Lineage: Eukaryota; Metazoa; Chordata; Aves; Caprimulgiformes; Caprimulgidae. The record is from RefSeq and is a predicted model, not a curated record.